GUAAUUAGCACUAUCUACCACGACUUGCAAACGAAAAAGAAAAUGGCGACUGACUAUCAAAAUGGGAAGUUAAGUGAGGAUGAGACCUCGGAGAGUGAUGCUAAUGUUCCAGAAGUGGAGGAGGACAUUGAAAUAGAAGAGAUAGAAUCAGACUUCCAAAUCACAAAGGAUAAGAAAAAACACAAAAAGCACAAAGGUAAAAACAAGCAUAAACAUUCCAAGAGUGAAAAGAAAGAUGAAGCGAAGAAAAAACAUAAGCACAAAAAGAAGAAAAGCAAAUCAAGUCGACAUGACAAAGAAGGACGCUCAUCUAAAAAGAUGAAAAUCGACGACUCUGUUGAUUUAGAGAAGCUAGAAGCUGCAAGGGAAGCUUUAAAAGAGGUUCUGCAGUCAGAAAGCAAUGGGAACAUUAUUAACUCAAAUCCUAUGGAUUUAAUAGCACAGGGAUAUGCAGGGUCAGAUUCAGAGGAAGAGGGGGAGGUCGAUUAUGAAGAAACACAAAAAGAGAAAAAGAAAAAACAAGAAUGGAAUAUUUUACAAAAUAUCAUAAAGGAGAAAAAGAAAGCUGAAGAAGAAGCCGAAAAAAGAGAGAAGCAAAAGGUCCAGGAGGAGAGCGGGGACUCAGACUGUGAGAUUGUGUCAGUGACCGAGGCAACUCGUAAAAUGCCCCCUUUGAGGCCUCAAAGCAGUCUGUCCAAAGAAAACAGAAAGUCAGAGAAGAGUCGGAGGGAGUCUGAUCGUAGAGAAAAAGACAGAAGAAGAACAUCCGAGUCUGAAGAAGCAGCCAGAAGGGAUGAACGAAGGAGGAAAGAACGGAGCAGUGAAAGACAACGAAGAUCCAGAGAAAGGGAGCCGAGAGACAGAGAUCAGCCUUCUAGAGAAAGAGAAUAUACAGAGCACAGGGCUAGGGACAGGGAGCACAUUUCCAGAGAGAGGGAACAAAGAUCAAGAGAUAGAAGAGCUUCCCUCAGUAGGGAGAGAAGCAGGGAUAUCGGCAGGGAGAGAAGGAGCAGAUCUCCAGUUCAGAGAGGCUCUGAGAGAUCCAGAGAUGACAGAGUAAAAGAAGGGAUGAGUUCUAGAGAGAAGUUUAGGGAGGAACGGCGUAUUGAGGAAGAGAGGAGAAGACGCGAGGAUGAGGAAAGGGGAAGACGAGAUGAUGAUGACAGAAGAGAUGAGGAGAGGGGAAGACGAGAUGAUGAUGACAGAAGAUUACGCGAUGAUAGAAGAGAUAGAGACAGAAGAUCUCCAAGGCUCAGGUCAACUGACAGAGGGCGACAUGACAGAAGUAGGUCAAGGGACAGAAGAAGAAGCAGGAGGAGUAGAUCCAGGGAUCGCAGAAGGAGGGAGGAGGAUAAAUUCAAAGGCAGCUUGUCUGAGGGCAUGGCUCUACAUCAGGACUCUGAUGAGGAGGUUAACAUUGACAUACCAGAUGAUGAUGAUGAUGAUGAAGAUGCUUUGAUAGAAAAGAGGAGAAAGCAAAGAGAAGCCCUUUUACAGCGUUUGAAGACCGAAGAAGACAGCAUGGCAUCUGCCCCCUCACCUAAGCCACCGUCACCGGAACCAUUACCUUCUGGCCCCCAGUCACCCUCCCCAUCUCCAUCCAGGUCAAGGUCAUUCUCCAAGUCAAGGUCAAGAUCAGAUUCACGCUCCAGAUCAAGGUAUCGCUCUUCUUCCAGAAGUUCCAGUUCUGACAGCAGUUCAAGCUCCAGCUCCGAUUAUGAGGAAGAGGCCUAUAAAUAUAAGAAAGGGUCUAGGAAUCAAGACUCUCAGAGAAGCAGGAGGAAGGUGAGGAGUCCAGAUUCUCACCAGGGAAGUCAAAAAUCAAGGAGUCCUUAUUCUUACAGAGGUAGAAAGGGGUCAAGUAGUUCUGAUUCACAAAUAUCCAAAAGAAAGUCUGCCAGUCCUUACAAGAACAGUGAUAGGAAAUCUGACAAAGUAAAACCUCAAUCAGAGGAGAACACAGCUAAGGCAGACCAAGGAAGCAAAGAUGACAAACUGGAGAUGGAGCCACCAGUAAAAGAUGGUGAAAAGAAAAGGUCAAAGACUGACAUGUUUGCAGAUACCCAAGACAUGUUCAGUGAUGCUUAUGCUUUGGGAAGUCCAAGUACAGUGGCAAAAUUCACUGGUCCUGUAGUUGAGAAUCCCACAUUGAUUGACAACUGGGAUGAUGCAGAGGGUUACUACAGAGUGAGAAUUGGUGAGAUGUUGGACAAAAGGUACUCGGUGUAUGGGUACACUGGACAAGGAGUGUUCAGUAAUGUCGUCCGUGCCAGGGAUGAGGCGCGGGGAAACAUGGAGACUGCCAUCAAAAUCAUCAGGAACAAUGAAAUCAUGCACAAGACUGGUUUGAAGGAACUGGAAUUCCUCAGAAAGCUCAAUGAUGCUGACCCUGAUGAUAAAUUUCACUGCCUUCGCCUAUAUCGACAUUUCUUCCAUAAAAAUCAUCUUUGCUUGGUGUUUGAAUCACUUAGCAUGAAUUUGCGGGAAGUAUUGAAGAAGUAUGGGAAGGACAUAGGUCUCCAUGUAAAGGCCGUCAGAUCUUACUGCCAACAGCUGUUUCUGGCUCUGAAGCAUCUGAAAAGGAACAGUAUCCUGCAUGCUGAUAUCAAGCCUGACAAUAUUCUGGUAAAUGAGAAUAAAUUACAGCUUAAGUUGUGUGACUUUGGCUCGGCUUCCCACGUAUCAGAAAAUGACAUCACACCCUACCUUGUCAGUCGAUUCUACAGAGCUCCAGAGAUCAUUAUUGGAAUGGGGUACGACCAUAGUGUGGACUUGUGGUCAGUGGGAACCACUAUAUUUGAGCUGUACACGGGCAAGAUCUUAUUUCCAGGACAGUCUAACAAUGAAAUGCUCAAGUUUAUGAUGGACCUGAAGGGCAAGUUCCCCAAUAAAAUCAUCAGAAAGGGUAUGUUUAGGGAUCAACAUUUUGACGGCAACUACAACUUCCUGUAUCACGAGGUGGAUAAGGUCACACACAGGGAGAAGGUGUCUGUCCUCAGUACUAUCAGCGCCAGUAAAGAUCUCCUGGCCGAGCUGAUCGGAUACCAGCGCCUCCCCGAGGACCAGAUGAAGAAAGUCAAGCAGCUGAAGGACCUUCUGGAGACCACCCUCAUGUUGGACCCCAGUAAACGGAUCUCCAUCAACCAGGCGCUGACACACCCCUUUAUACAGGAGAGACUGUGAUAGCUAACUGUAUGUCAGGGCGGGGGGAUAGGUUGUAGUGGCAUUCAAAAGUCUUGUGCACAUUGAGAAGGAGAAUAUACACAAUGAGGCUGUGUUAAUGUAAGCUGAAGACAGGUUCCUGAGAGGAGAACUCUGAGAAAAAACUUAUUUUGUAGUGCUUGAAAUUUACAGAUUGUUAAUUAUGAUGUGUGAUCAUCUUGACAGUAUCAGAAUAUUUUUAUGUUGAAAUCAUGAAAAGAAACAUGACUGAAACUAUACUGUUCUUGUAAAUACUGAUUUACUUGAAAAUGUUAGAAUGUAUAUGAUAUGUUUUAUAUUUCAGUAUGAGCCACUAGCCUAGAGGCUCUUAUGCUCUGUGGCAGGGAACACUAGCUUGGUAUAUAUUAAAGGUAACCAAAGUGAAAGUGAAAGUACAAUAUUUCUGAUUAUACAUGCAAUACAGCAUUGAUUUUAAGGUUUCAAUUAUGAUAUAGGUAAGAGACAUUCCAAUUUUAUCUAAUGUCUUGAAAAGAAAAUUAAAAUUUUCUGUUGGUUAAAAAUCUUAAUACUUUUAAGAAAAAAAUCACAAAAAAGAAAGUAAAUAGGUGUUCAGAUAUAAUUAACCUCAAUAACUUAUAUGUCUUAAAAUCUGUAAUACCAUUAAAUAAUUUUCCAAAAGAUAAUUUUUGAUUCAAAAUUGUGGAAUAAAAAUAAAUAUAACGUAUGUUAUGUGAUAUAAAAUGUUUGUCUGUGAUGCAAGUUUUAUGAAAGUUUUUGGGACUUUUUUUGUUCCAGACAGAAUGGUAAAAUCUGGAUAAAGUUUGCUCCCAAUAGCUUCAUCUCAAAUUUCAAAGAUAAGUGAAAAAUCAGAUGUAGAUAUUUUCCCACUGAUUUGUAAUAAGUAUAACCUGAAGAAAAAAAAUUGACUGCAUAACUUCACAGCAUUUUCCUCCUAAGUUCAGUGCUCAUUGUAAGAUAAGUGAAGUUUAAUUUAGUCAAUUAAUAGUAAGAAUUUAUAUGCAUGUAUUUUAUUUGACAGGAUAGAGAUAUAUUUUAAGUUCAUUUUGUACCAUAUUAUUUACCCUAUAUACAUGUAAUUAUCAUGUAAAAUGUUUGUUAUGUGAACCUUUGUAGUUUGAAAUGAAAUAAAUUUCUGAUGUCAAUGUUUCUCUUCAUGUAGGCCUUAACAGGACAGUUAGAAAAGCCAGCAGAGUUUCUCACAGGGGUUUCGUGGUAAUAAAUGUUUCUUGACUUUUUGCAUCUGAUAUUUAAUUCCUACAUGUUUAAGCUCUUGUCCCCUUUAACCUCUGACUGACUCGCACAACACAAGACAAAAAUUAUUUAUAUGCAAGAAAAUAUGUGUUAACUGAAAAAGUUUUUUGUAGCAUUAGAACUUGGACAUUUUCUAAAUAAAUUGCUUUUUUCUUUGCAUCCUGUAUCGGAGAGAGAGUUAGAGACACAUCUCGCUGAGUCGAGACCAAUCAGUUGAAAGCUGGGAACAAGUUGAACCAUUUACAGUGUAUUCACAUGUUGAACCACCUGUGGAGGAAAAUUCAACUGCUCACGUAACAUACAAAAAAAUCAUGUAUGACAACCAAAAAUAGUGUUCAAAUAUUUCAUAAAAAUGUACUCUGUUGUGAAGAAAUCAAUUUUUUUUAAAAGCAUUAAUUGCUUUUUACAACAAAGAAUCCAACAGUAUGUACCUAUAAAAUGGAAAUGGAAGUACAUGUAUCUAGAUGCUCAUGGAAGAAUAAAAGGAACAUAAGCAUAAAAACAGAGAAAGUUGCUUGAAAAAACAUAUUGCAGUGGUAAAAUGAAUUGGGAGUUCUGUAUAACAGGUUAUUAUAUUAUUAGCAGUGUGCAAAGUUAGCGAUUUUAUUAUAAAAAUGGCUGUUUAUUAUUUGUGCAGUUAAUCUUUAGUGAUUGUGGGGGUAUUCCUCUCUGUUUAUUGUUUAAUUACUAGCAACAUAUAUUUUUAACAAACAAUGACCACUGCUAAUAAUGUCAUAAUUAGAUGGUCCUCUAAAAAAUUCCUGUUACACAGUACAUUUGAAAGUACAGAUAGUUAAUUUUGGGAAAGGGGUUUUUAUAUUAAAAGUUUAAAGAAGUUUAAAAAGAAAAGGUAUGACUUUUGGGUCAAAAUUCCUUGGAAAUGCUGAAGUAAGUAUUUAAUUGUGAUAAAGGUUUACUUUUGUGCAUUGUAAUGAAAUACUGUUUUUAUUUUUGUAGAUAGGCAAUUCCAGCUGGCAGAAGAGGAGUUAGCAUUUCAAGGUUAUAAUAAGAUUGAGUAACACAGUGUAUGAUAUUAUGUGGUGGCAUUCAAAGGGGAAAUCUGAAGCCACAAUAAAGAAAUCUUAGUAUUUAUAUAUGUAUAUUCUGAUUAAGAACAUCAAAGAAGUAGCAGAGAAGCCCUCUGUACCCCUAUCUUAGGAUCGGUAUAACGCAUCAAAUGAAGAAUCUUGAGAUAAUUUAUUUAUGUUAAAAUUUUAAUAAGAUGUUCUAUUCUCUAAGUGCUUUGAAAAAGUUAAUCCUUUAAUGUCAACGUACAAUGCAAGUAUUGAGAGGAUCAAACAGAGAAGAGGGGCCAGUACCAAACGUUCUUUUUUUUUAGGGAAGGAGAGAGUGGUACCUAGAGGUCACAUUUUUUGGCAAUAAUUCCAGGCAGUUUGUUAUUGAACAUGUGUGUUAAUUUUAAUGAAAAUCUUGUUUACUAUUGCUGCUGAUAAAUCAAAGUAAUACAUUUGAUAUUUUCAAAUUGAUCCCCCACCCAAAUAAGACUGACAAAUCUUUCCAGCUGGGAGAGUAAAUAAUUUUGUUUCAGAUACCAGUCCAAGAUGUAGCAUAUCUUUUUUUGAAGUAAACAUUGAUGUAAAUAUAUAUUGAACUAUUUUAAUAUUUCCAGGUAAGCCCUUUAUCCACAUUCUUAUGACUCUUGGAAAAAGGAAGAGUUGUCAGCCUUUCCUAUGGUGAUGGAUAUUAAUUUCGUCUGUGUUACGUAGUGGUGGUCCACUUGCAUGUUGCAUUGCCAAAAAAGAACUAAAAAUAUGGAGUAAAGAACUCGAAAAACAAAUUAGAUAUAUUCCAGUACAUUUCCUGUUCAAUUUUUUUGAUAUACUCUUAUGUGUAUAUAUUUUCAUGAAUUACAAAUACAAUAUUAAUUUGGA
Saccostrea cuccullata (small rock oyster) is the source of this 6326-nucleotide messenger RNA. Its product is annotated as serine/threonine-protein kinase PRP4 homolog. Gene Ontology annotation, molecular function: ATP binding; protein serine/threonine kinase activity. The transcript has 14 exons. Lineage: Eukaryota; Metazoa; Mollusca; Bivalvia; Ostreida; Ostreidae. The record is from RefSeq and is a predicted model, not a curated record. Gene Ontology annotation, biological process: peptidyl-serine phosphorylation; mRNA cis splicing, via spliceosome; peptidyl-threonine phosphorylation. Bases 43 to 3183 code for a protein of 1046 amino acids.